This is a messenger RNA of Sebastes umbrosus (honeycomb rockfish), 1287 nucleotides long. RefSeq names its product chemokine (C motif) receptor 1a, duplicate 1 (gene xcr1a.1). The transcript is spliced from 2 exons. Gene Ontology annotation, molecular function: chemokine receptor activity. The record is from RefSeq and is a predicted model, not a curated record. The coding region runs from base 144 to 1160 and encodes 338 amino acids. Lineage: Eukaryota; Metazoa; Chordata; Actinopteri; Perciformes; Sebastidae. Gene Ontology annotation, cellular component: membrane. Gene Ontology annotation, biological process: immune response; G protein-coupled receptor signaling pathway; chemotaxis.
CAGGCUGUUCCUCAAAACUAGGAACAGAAACAGUCACACGAUUAUAAUAGCUUCUCCUCUUUAGCUCUCUUUUGAGUAGACAGGAGGCAUCACAUCCAACAACUUAUCAGUCCCAUCAAGCAAGAGGAUCCACUUGAACAGCAAUGAAUAACUCUUUCAAUGACAGCCUACAAGACUAUGACCCAGACUAUGGGGAUGAAGUCUGUGAAAAAGGCGAGGUGGUCAAGUUUGGAUCCAUUAUCAUUCCUGUGUUCUUCUCCGUUGUGAUCACACUGAGCCUCACAGGAAACAUCCUCGUCCUUGUAAUCCUGGCUUUGUACGAAAACCUCAAGUCUCUCACCAACAUUUUCAUCCUAAACCUGGCCAUCUCUGACCUCGUCUUCACCACCGGCCUCCCCUUCUGGGCAAUUUACCACAUCUGGGGAUGGUUGUUUUCAGAGGCCCUCUGCAAAAUUGUGACUUUUGUCUUCUUCACUGGGUUUUACAGCAGCAUCCUCUUCCUGACCAUCAUGACCAUCUACAGGUAUUUGGCUGUUGUCCACCCUCUGUCUGACCUAAGCACGCUGAGACCCAGCACCGGGAUUUUUUUGUCUUUCCUACUGUGGAUAAUCAGCAUCGGAGCAGCUAUGCCCUCUCUGCUCUACAGCUCCCUCGUCUCGAUCCCCCACAACGGAGAACACUCCCUGGGCUGCGAAUACAAAGACUCCCUGUGGAAAAGCAUUAGUAUCUCCCAACAGAAUAUCUUCUUCUUGGUCGCUUUCGCAGUGAUGGCUUUCUGCUACAUCCAAAUACUGGGGAGAAUCAUGAGAACAAGAUCUCACACAAAGAACAGAGCAGUGAAGUUGGUCUUCUGCAUCGUGGCUGUGUUCUUCCUCGGCUGGGUGCCGUACAAUGUGGUCAUAUUUCUGAGGCUUUUGGCAGACAAAUUGGUUCCACCAUUUGAAGACUGUGACACAAGUAUCCAGCUCGACUAUGCGUUCUAUGUGUGCCGGCUCGUUGCUUUCUCCCACUGCUGCCUGAACCCUGUCUUUUACGCAUUUGUUGGUGUGAAGUUCAGGAGUCAUUUGAAGUCAAUGCUGCAUCGAAUGUUCAUUCGCCAAAGUCAAGUCGAAGAGCAGCAGAUUAGAAUGCAAAACUUCUCACGUGGAUCAAUGUACUAGGUGCUGUUUAAAGGGGACAUAUCAUGCUCAUUUUCAGGUUCAUACCUGUAUUUUGGGUUUCUACUAGAACAUGUUUACUUGCUUUACUGUUCAAAAAAUAUAUGUUUUUCUCAUACUGUCUGUCUGA